Molecule: messenger RNA, 995 nt
Organism: Entamoeba invadens IP1
Lineage: Eukaryota; Evosea; Mastigamoebida; Endamoebidae
Exons: 1
Source: RefSeq, a predicted model, not a curated record
AUGCCCCCACGUUCACUUCUCUAUACAGUGCUUUUACUUUCGCUUCUCUUAGUCACUGUCUUCUCCCAAACCCCAUCGAAAAAGACCAAAAGAACUUUAAAAAAGAAAAUAAAACCAGAUGAAACCGCAAAAGAUCUUUGUAUAUACGAUUUCAUCGCAAUGGAUUACGAAGACCCCCAUGUCACUCUUCAAACCCAAACCAAUUGUUACAGUUUAAUUCAAAAUUACACUUCAAAAAUACUUUCCUUCGACAGAGAUUUGCAGUGUUACCUCCACCCCUCCAACUUUUAUAUCCACAAAGCUAACAACACCAUUUCAAGGUGUGGUCAGGCUCUUCGUCUUGUAGGGCCGUCACAAAAGCAGUUCAUUUGUUAUGUAGCGGGGACUAUGGAGUUAUCCGCUCCAGACUUAAAUAAAGAUCUUCAGACUCGGAUCAUCGGCAUUCAACGCCACAACUUAAAUUACUUAACCGCCGGACUGACGGGCGCAGUCUCUUAUAUCUCUCAAGUCACCUUCUCACCAGAAGUCCCUGUACUUGGAGUAACCCCUUCUAUUCAUGUUGUUCAGAGAACAGAGAAGAGUGUUUCCUUACAAGUCAUUAACUCAAAUACAAUCGUCGAAGCCGUCGAAGUCAUCGACGGUAAUCAAACCACACAGUACCCGUUGCGGCGUGACGGGCUAUUUGUAGUGGACAUCUCGAAAGGCCCCGUCGCGACACUUCGACUCCUCUCGGACUCCCACGAGAAGGUGUCGCUCCUCUGCGACUUCUCGAAAGGAGACGUUUUUGUGUCUGACUUUCACUUUUCUGCGAGAACGCCGCAGAAGUGUCGAUUUCUAGUGGACGAUGUGGUCUAUCAGGAACACACGCGAACGAGUCUCCCGAGUGUUUUAAAGUGGCAGAUUUGGCAAGGGACAGUGUCUGGGAGUGGGUCACAAAUACCGGAAAGUGAAAGAGAAGUGUAUAUCAAAAAGUCAGAUUAUUAUGAGAAAGAGGC